Messenger RNA from Gamsiella multidivaricata, 987 nucleotides. RefSeq lists its product as uncharacterized. NCBI's taxonomy places the organism in Eukaryota, Fungi, Mortierellomycota, Mortierellomycetes, Mortierellales, Mortierellaceae. The record is from RefSeq and is a predicted model, not a curated record. Bases 1 to 987 code for a protein of 328 amino acids. The transcript has 3 exons.
AUGGCGGACUCAGCAAUACCGACCCUGUUCAGCCAAUUCUGCUUCUUCAAGAGCCUCUCGUACUCGCUCUACGAGUACGACUGGUACAACUUUGUAGAACAAUGGCAGGCCAUGGUCGCCGUCAACGCGCCUAUCCCAGAGUUCACCCACAACCUCGUCCCCUUCUUCUCAAAUGCUCGAAGGCUCAUACCUGUCUUUCACCGCUACUUGAGCUUUGCUCGUCAGGAUGCCGAGUUCUUGAAUACGUUGACAAAUGUCUUGAUGUCGACCCCGCUGAUGAUCAAAGUCCAAGAGAUCCUGCGGUCCCCGAGUUUGUUCCAGAACUAUGUUUCCGCACUCAAGCUCGACAAUCCCUCGGCAUCUCAUACACAGGUUAUGCAGUCCAUCCAGGCCUUCCUCUCAGCCCUACCAGCUCCGACCCGACUCCGGAUCCAACGAGCCUUUGCAGAAGCAGAGGCAUCCGAUUCAAUGGGCUUGUCUACAUUGACACUGGAGACCGUCUUUCAGCUGCUUCGCUCUGACACCCAGCUCUAUAUCGACGUCCUCACAACGCUGCAGCUUAACCAGACACGCAAUAUGCCCUGGGAUACAGUGGUCUCCAAGAUCAGGGGCAUCGUAACCGCGAAGAAACCCUAUAUCUGGUCAGACAUGGACCAAUUCCUCAAACAACUUCACUGGGGUCAUUACCAGGUUGAUUAUGGCUACCAGGACGACGCAUCCUAUGGCGAGGGGCACUAUGGCGACUAUGGCGAAUACGAAAACGAUGAUAUCGUGGAGAGGGUCGAAGGUGUGGAUUAUUAUCCGGAUGAGCAGGACGAGAGGGAAUUCGGGCGGUUCGGUAGCGAUAUGCAGGGAACGAGCACCAGCACGGGGGGUGUCAAGGCGGCGCAGAAGUUCGAGGGAGGCUCUCAGGAUGGCAGGAGCUUGGGUGACCAGUUCUCCAAGAUGACAGUUGCAGAUAAGCGUCCUGUCGUCGCGACGUUCUAG